Messenger RNA from Chilo suppressalis (striped riceborer), 500 nucleotides. Lineage: Eukaryota; Metazoa; Arthropoda; Insecta; Lepidoptera; Crambidae. The record is from the annotation of a GenBank genome assembly.
GUCGUAUUAUAGCUAACAUACCUACCUGUGUGAUCGGGUCGCUUAUCAGUUGAAGUCGAGGGCUAGGCCUAUCAAUACUCAUAUCUUAUCUACUUACCUGGUCAUUUUUAUUAGAAAACCGUCGUAACGAGUGAAAAUGUUGGGUCCUAUUGCAAGAAUUUCAAACCAGACUGGACGAAAUGUGAUGAAGAACAUCGUGAGAAAUGGAUCCCAUGGAGGAGUGCCGGGCGAAAAUCUUCCCUUCCAAAUCCACAACAGGACACGGUUGACGAUUAAUUUCUUCUUAUUUGUUGGUACUGGCUUAACGGCUCCUUUCUUGGUUAUGUGGCAUCAACUGGCGAAGAAGUAGAGACAACCGAGGCAUCACCAACUGUGAAAUAGAGAAGGAAACGAUGAAAUAUAGAUUGUAGAAUUCAUAAGAAUAAUUUUUAUGUAAGAAAUUAAAUACUGAUUGUGAAAUGCAGUAAAAGUUGUGUCAUUUGUUUUUACGGCAGCGUUCA